CUGUCCUUGAAAAGAAAAGUCCGGAAAUAUUUCUUUCGAAGAACCGAGUUUGAAUUAUACUUUUCAAAAUGGACGCCAAAGAAUGUUUCCAGAAGGCCAACGAAGAAUUUGUUAACGAAAACUUCGAAACGGCUCUUGAACUUUAUUCUUCUGCGAUUGAAUUAGAUGGAAAUAAUGCUGAAUAUUACAAUAACAGAGCACAAGUCAAAAUCAACCUAGGGAAAUAUGAGGAGGCGCUUAAAGAUACUAACACCGCAUGUGAACUAAAUCCAAAGAGCAAGAAAGCGUACUUCAGGAAAGCUGUUGCAUUAUUUCACCUUGAUAAGUAUAAAGAAGCGUAUACAACGUUUCAAGCAACAGCAAUUCUUGAUCCUGAUGACAAGGCCGUAAAAACGUGGAUGAGAAAAUGUGAAGCCGAAUUGGACAUUUCAAGUAAGGAUUCGGGGGAUGAUAAACCAGUUGAACCCGUGGUUGGUGUUUCUAAAGGAAAAGAUGAAGAAAUGACACCAAAGCAGGAUCCAGCACCUCCAAUAUCAGCACCCAGUCAACCAAGUCCACCAAUAUCCACUGUACCCAAGGUAAAAUACGACUGGUAUCAAACCCAAACAACUGUCGUCAUCAAUGUGAUGCUGAAAAACGUGAAAAAGGAUGAUUGUGGCAUAAAUAUUCAACCGAAACUUGUAAGUGUGACUGUGAAAUUACCAGGAGGAAGUGAAUACAAUUUAGAACUUAAUUUGGCCCAUGACAUCAUUCCAGAGAAAUCCUUCAGCAAAGUCAUGUCAACAAAAAUUGAGAUUAAACUUCGGAAAUUUGAAGAGAUGCAGUGGAAAAAAUUAGAGGAUGAUGGAAUGAAAGAUAAUGUAAAGCAGUUUAGGCCUGAGGGAGCAGAUCUGGGGGUCAGUAAAUACCCUACCUCCAGCCAUUACACCAGAAACUGGGAUAAGUUGGUGACUGAUAUCAAACAGGAAGAGAAAGAUGAGAAACUGGAUGGAGAUGCUGCUCUGAAUCAGCUGUUUCAGAAGAUAUAUGCUGAUGCCAAUGAAGACACAAAGAAAGCCAUGAUGAAAUCAUUUUAUGAAUCAGGAGGAACAGUUCUCAGCACAAACUGGAAGGAUGUUGGCAAAGAGAAAGUGGAGGUCAAACCACCCGAUGGAAUGGAAUACAAAAAAUGGGAAAUGUGAUAAACAACUUUGUUGAAAUUUUAUACAAUUAUGUAAAUAAACUUUUUUAUAUAAUAAUCUUAAUGAAUAUGUGAAUUUUAUUUUGUAAAACCCACUGAUAAAAAUUUUGUUUGCAUCUUGUGAAGUUUUACUCAAUAAAAUAUUGCAAGAGUA
This is a messenger RNA of Ostrea edulis (European flat oyster), 1334 nucleotides long. Its product is annotated as protein SGT1 homolog. Gene Ontology annotation, biological process: protein stabilization. The transcript has a single exon. Gene Ontology annotation, molecular function: protein-folding chaperone binding. Bases 69 to 1181 code for a protein of 370 amino acids. Lineage: Eukaryota; Metazoa; Mollusca; Bivalvia; Ostreida; Ostreidae. The record is from RefSeq and is a predicted model, not a curated record.